UUAUCUAUUGUCCUCAUUCAAUUAUUUAAGUCAGCCAUCAUUAUAAUUUGUCUUCUUAACUGCGCGUCGUCAGAACAAAGUUAAGAGACGAUAAUAUUGCAUAGUUAAGAAAUAAUAAUAAUGGCGGAACCAGUAAAUUUAGAACACAUCAAAGUACUCCUUCAAGACACCACAUUUCUCAACGAAUGGAAGCAAGUGAGCGACGCCUUAGGAAUCCCAGCUCGGGAUUUGUUCUCCAUGAACAGCAAGCUCAACAGCGGCAAUGCGACAAUGUACGAUGUUAUCCAAUGGAUGCUUGAAACGUGGCGGGGUCGAAAUGGGAACGACGUGGCAACGGUCGCAAAGCUUAUUUCUGUUUUAGAGAGCGAAGAUUUACGAAAUGCUGCUGACCUUUUGAAGGACUUUUCGAAACGAAGUGCUGCAUCCACCCCGCAAACCAGGCCUAUUCCAAUAGAAAUGUCCACCCAAGAUAAUGCUGCAUCUGAGGGGAUGCAACAGCGAAAUCUUGUCGUACUUGAACGCCUGGAUCAAGGGACCUUGAGCGAGGUCUUCAAAGUGCGCAGCAUUUUUGAUAACAAGGAAUACGCAAUCAAACGGAUUUCGGUGGGUCAAUUUCUCUUACUCACGAAAACUUCUGGAGCGGCCGAUGCUUUCGAAUUUUUUUCAAAAUUUAUGCGAGAAGUAUUGGUCAUGGCGAAAUUGCCAGAACAUCCAAACAUUGUUGCCUAUCGAGAAGCCUGGUUUGAAGGCACGUUACAACAAACAUUAACUGAAUGGCUACGACGACCUGAAUCCAUGCCACCACCAACUCCUGUUCUAAAAGAUGCCCCUAAACGUCAAAUCGUUGUCACUGAAGCGGAGAAGAAUACCUUCAUGUGCAUAAAAAUGGAACUAAUGGACACCAAUCUUAGCCAGUGGUAA
This is a messenger RNA of Folsomia candida, 921 nucleotides long. RefSeq lists its product as uncharacterized. Bases 121 to 921 code for a protein of 266 amino acids. Gene Ontology annotation, molecular function: protein kinase activity; ATP binding; protein binding. Gene Ontology annotation, biological process: signal transduction; protein phosphorylation. The transcript has 5 exons. NCBI's taxonomy places the organism in Eukaryota, Metazoa, Arthropoda, Collembola, Entomobryomorpha, Isotomidae. The record is from RefSeq and is a predicted model, not a curated record.